Messenger RNA from Coprinopsis cinerea okayama7#130, 801 nucleotides. RefSeq lists its product as hypothetical. Lineage: Eukaryota; Fungi; Basidiomycota; Agaricomycetes; Agaricales; Psathyrellaceae. Bases 1 to 801 code for a protein of 266 amino acids. The transcript has 4 exons. The record is from RefSeq and is a predicted model, not a curated record.
AUGGCGGCAAACACGCCCAGGAGCUCCCAAACCACACCGGCAGGUCGGGCGAUGCCUGACUCCACCACAGCCGUCUCUGCGAGGAGUAACCAGCUUUCUCGGCAUCCAGUCUACAACAAGACCGGUGCGGAUUUGUUCGUAUUCGACCACGCCCGAAAAUUCUUCUUCGAUGGGACGGCCGAUGUCACUCCGGCCCAACUAGCCAACCUAACCAAUAGAUGGAACACAGAAGACAGCGCGUACAUUCCCGAAAGGUUAACGGCCGAAGAUUUUGAGAAUUUUCUCUGGGUCUUUUAUAAUCCCACCAUCGGGGUAUUCGAGGCGAGCGUCGACAAAUGGGUCUGUAUCCUCAAGCUCGCCUGGCGGUGGGGAGGCUCCGGCAUCGUCCAACUCGCAGUCGACAAAAUCAAGGAGAAAGAAGACACCCUUCCCUUGGUCGAACUGUUCCUCAAGGUCCGGGACGCAGCGAGAACCCACGCCUAUUCCGUCCGACUCUUCGCUAGACUUGCGAUGCGGGACACGCGCCCGACCCCUGAAGAGAAGAAGCUUCUUGGUGAUUCUACAACAAUUAUGCUCUAUGAGCUCAGGGAUAUCUUGAGGUCUUCGGAUGAUGCGAGGAGCUCCAGCCCUCUUGUUGGAACUGAGGACGCCGCGGCUGAGGCUGCGAGUGCGUAUCUCAAUGGACUUCGCAGGUCUUCUGGAGAUACACCCGCCCCUCCAAGUCCCUCGAAUCCUGCUCAGCCUGUCCAGGCCACCCCUUCCGUCGCUCGGGGUCCAAACGGGCGAAAUCGAAGAGGUUGA